Messenger RNA from Talaromyces stipitatus ATCC 10500, 1904 nucleotides. RefSeq lists its product as uncharacterized. Gene Ontology annotation, cellular component: RNA polymerase I upstream activating factor complex. The transcript has 2 exons. Bases 1 to 1815 code for a protein of 604 amino acids. Lineage: Eukaryota; Fungi; Ascomycota; Eurotiomycetes; Eurotiales; Trichocomaceae. The record is from RefSeq and is a predicted model, not a curated record. Gene Ontology annotation, biological process: transcription initiation at RNA polymerase I promoter; nucleolar large rRNA transcription by RNA polymerase I. Gene Ontology annotation, molecular function: rDNA binding; RNA polymerase I general transcription initiation factor activity.
AUGAGCGCAGCAGACAAUGAACAAAUCGCAGACAGUGAAGACGACGACAUUUUUGGGCCUUUGGAUAAUCUGCCUGUAGUUUCAUCCUCGGAAUCAUGGCACGGAUCUUCCGACCCGUCUUCAGAAUCAGACGAGGCGGAGGGUAUCGCAGAAGAUACUAGCGAAGAAAAUGAAGUCGAACCCGAACGCGAAGAAGCUCCACGAUCGGAGGAUGAAGGACAAGAAGCUCGCCUAGUUGAAAGUAAACGAAGCCGUAUUUCUGCAGAGCUUCGACUACAACAUGACAGGAGGUCCUACUUGUCAGGACCUUCCAUAAGAUCGUAUAAGGGACUGCUCAAGGAUAUGCACGUGGACCCAGAUUCGAAGACUAUUCAGUGGACCAAAAAAGAGAAUGAUGCUUUCUUCACAGCACUCGCCCGCAAAGGAAAGCUCGGUGUUCAUGAAAUCGCGCAGCAAAUUAAAACCAAGUCACGGCUAGAGAUUUCAGAUUACAUUGAAUUCUUGGAAGAGAGAUUACAGGGACAUCGGUUAUCAGAAAAGUCCCUUCUCGAAGUGGAAGUGCCAGCUGCGGCGGAGAUCAAUGAAGGGUUGGAAAGAGUCCUUGAUCGUUUUGCCGAAUUUGUUACCCUUGAAGAACAGAAGAAGGAGCUUCUAAAAGCCAAAAAGGAAGGAAUCUCUGAUUUUUGGAUUUUGAACAGUACGAAAGCGGACGAAGUGGAAGAACUGUUCACCUCUGCUGGUGAAGAUGCCCUACCCGACGCCAUUUCGCUAGGCGCCGCUUUACUCGACGUCAAAAAUUGGAUACGACUAUCUGAAAAGAUCUUUAUGAACCCUGGAAAAUCUCGAUCAGAAGACAAUUGGAAAAAUGUUGCUUUAAAAGGAGAGACUCCGUCGCUUACAGCAGAUGCUUUGGGAGAAUUCUAUGAUCUCACCGUCGACCUCGUCAUUCGCUUGAUGGAGGAAGCCCACAACACAGCACAGGACAGAUUGGCCAAAGAGAGACGAAAAAGACGGCACUUUGUGAGGAGGGGAGAUGUGCACAGAGCUUUGACUAUAAUGGGCAUGAAGCACAGUCCAUUUGACUAUUACAUUCACCUUCCUCGUCGUCUGAAUCUUGAUGUAGCCCAUAUUAUGAAUAAGAAAGGCAAGCAAACAGUCAACACAUAUGUACCAUACGACAAAGUUGAAAGAAUACUAUCCAAGAGACUUGGACGCGGAGCGGGAGCAAGCUCGGGUAGUUCUGCUGCCUCAUCGCAGGAAGACUCGGAGAAUGAUAAAUACGACAAAGAAGACUAUGAUGAGAAUGAGGAAGAUGACAUUGACGAACUCGGGUUAUCAGAAGAUGAUAGCGAAACACAUAUCCAGGAUGACCAAAACACGGACGGAAUUGACGAGCAUUCCAGUGACGAUGAAGAUAGAGGGCCCAACGCAAACUCACCGGAAAAGCAACAACCUGACGAGUCGGAAUAUGAAGAAAUAGAUGACGCCGAACAUCAACAACUGGAAAAUGAACAACGCCUAGAGGAAUACAAUGACUACCUCGACAGACAAGCGAGUCAAAUGGAGGAAGCGCGCCUGCGAGAAUUACUUAAAUGUCCUGCAAUGGAUAGUCUUGAGCCUGUGGACGAGAAAGGCCAAGGAGAACCGCCGGAGAUAACUGAAGAGAUGCGCAGGGAUAUCAUGCAGAAUAAUGCUGCAGUUGAUUGGAGAAGUGAUCUUGUAUAUCAGGCUGAGUGGGAGACCUAUGGCUCGAAGCACCGCGAUGUCGAGAGGGAUAUUGUGGCUAAUCAACAUAAAAGGAGACGUAUUGGUUAGAAUUUAUGGAUGUCGACUGUUGUAAGAGGUGUCAUGUGGUAUGUCAGUGUUUAUUUAUUCUCGUCUGGCAUAGUCGUUUGAACUCUUUA